Messenger RNA from Amoebophrya sp. A120, 15968 nucleotides. Lineage: Eukaryota; Dinophyceae; Syndiniales; Amoebophryaceae. The record is from the annotation of a GenBank genome assembly.
CGCAGCCGGCAGGUACAUCUAGGAUCUCAACCACUUUGCCUUCAAGUGGUGCUGGUGCAGCAGAUGCUGACACAGCAACUACACUGAAUUUCGAAGACGAGGAGGGCCGGCGCGCCGACCGGGAGAGCAUGAUUGGGAUGAUAGGGCCCCCUGCUGCGGCUGCGAAUACUAGUGCCACCUCGUCCAGUAGAGCAGCGUCGAAAGAGAGUCAAGCUCAAGUAGUCGAAUCCUCAAAUAAAGACGAGAAUGAAAAGAAAGCUGCUGGAGCGAACAAAAUAGUAGAAGAAGACCAAGACCACGCUGCUUCGAAAGACAAAGAGAUGAAAGAUCAGCAGUUAUUAAUAUGGAAAAACGAACUCCUCCUCGAUGAGAAGGACAAACAGCUGAAACAAACCGCGACUGAAUUGGACAAAGUGAAGCAAGACCUCGCCAAAGCGAAACAGUCCAGCGAGAGUCUUCAAGAGAAACUCGACAAUUUACAGACCUCCCACCAGCAGCAAAUCAAGACCAUCCACGAAACAAAACGACGAGAGUUCGACGAACGGCUGAAAAGAGUGGAGAAGAAAGUCUGCGCAGAGUUUGAAGCGAAGUUGGUGCUGCACGAAGAAAAGGAGAAAUCGCUGGAGAACACUUUGAAAGCGAAACAAGUGGAAUUCGCGACAGUAGAGGAAGAAUUGACACUGUAUCAGCAAAAACAGCACCCGUCACAAGUUAUCAAAUGCAAAUAUGUCUGGGUCUGGAAGGGUUCGAAUUUGUGAUGCGAAUCCUACAUCGUGACAAAAUCUGUCAUGCAGGGCCAGCAAAAGGCCUCCCCGGCUCUUGUUACAGAAAGAUGUGAUAAUUUGUCGUGCGGAUUAGGCAUUGGGAUAGCUGCUCGAAUAAAUCUGUGAUGCUAGGGCUUGCAUGCCAGACGAUCUGGGUCAGGCAAAAACUGCAUGACAAGUGGUCUCGCAGCCUUCCAGACCCAGACAUGUUUGCAGUCGAUACAAGUCCAGGACGUGCAAGACUUUCAGUCGAAAAUUUCCAACGCGACUCUGCACUUGGAAUCAGAAAUCGAAGAAUUGAAGAAGGAGAAAUCAAGUCGGGAUGAGAAGGAGCAUAUGCAUUCUCGAAAUUAAAGUGUCGCACUCUACUAGUAUAAAUCGCAUGACAAGUUUGCUCCGCAUGACACAUGGAAUUUGUAAUGGAAAUGGUGUUUUAGCUUACUUAGGAAGAAGAUUUGUCAUGCAAGUCUGCAACUACCAUCAGAGUACGACACUUUUGUCGAGUGCAUAGAGCAGAAGGUUCUGUACGAAUACCGGAUGAAAAUCAUCGAAUUAGAACAGGAAAUAUGCAUUGCAAAUAUGUCUGGGUCUGGAACAACUUGUGAUGCUAACUUUGGAAUCUGAAGAAAUCUGUAUUGCAUGACCAGCAAGAGCGAGGACCACUCCAGUUUAUGCUACUUACGCGGGGAGGGCAUUUGUCAUGCGGAAUAGGCAUCGGGAAGCCUAUUAAAAAUUUGUGGUGCUAGGACAUACAUCACAGACGCUCAUGGGUCAUGCAGAACAUGCAUGACAAACCUUGCGCUCGUGUCCAGACCCAGACACAUUUGCAGUUGAUAGGAAAACGCGAGGAUAAAUCACCUCGCGGAAGAGAAUAUCGUCCUGUGCAAAACAAGUAUCGUACUAGUAUAAAGCGCACGACAAAUUUCCUCAGCAUGAGAAACGAAAGAUGUAACGCGGAUUCGCCUUGACCUUGACCUUGAGACGAAGAUUUGUAAUGCGUGACUGCGAUUAGUACGAGGGCAAUACAAGUUUUGCAAUGCAUAGCGAAGCAGUUUUUAGAAGAAGAUUUGCGGAAAGAAGUGGAAGAACUCGCUUUGGAACUGGAAACGAAAAAGCAAAACGAGAAGGAACUGUUUUCCAAAACGGCGUAUUUCGCGAUCGACGAGAAGAUCAAAGAUUACAAGAAGCAGAUGGAGCUAGACAAAGAGGAGUUUGAGAAAAAACUCGCCGAUGAGAACAGCGUAUGGAACUGUCAGGAUUGAAAUUGACAAAGUUGAAAAAUUUGUGAUGCGUAAAACCGAUACCAGUUGGAAGCCCAAGUUCUAAGCUGCACAUGACAAAUCUCGACCUCAUCUAAAUCCAGUCUGUCAUGCUGAUUAGUGCAAGAAGGUAUCCUUUGUCAUGCUAUUUCAGCAGCUCUAUCCCAAACCCGAAACAGGCUUACAGUUACAAUCGGCCUCACUUGCAACCCCUGCAAGACAGUCACUUCGUGCCUUGCAUUUUAUGCAUCACAGAUUAUUUCAACUUUGUCGAUUUCAACCCUGACAGACCCAUACAGCGCGAAGAAUUCUUUGUUGGAACUGAAAUGCAGCGAGUUGCAGCUCCAGAACGAUAAAUUACUAUGUGAGAAGGAGAUACUAACCGGGGAGGUGAUGAACUUGCGGCUGUUGGUCGACGCAGAUUAUCCUGUGCAACAGUAUCGUACUCGUAGUAAUCGCAGGGAUGCAUUACAAACCUACAUCCCAAGGUGAAACAGCAUAAGAAAUUCAAUUUCUCAUGCUGAGCAAAUUUGUAAUGCGAUUACUGCUAGUGCAAUAGAAUAGGAUACUUUGCAAUGCAUACAAAUCCAGGCAACGACAGUCCGAUCCUGAUGAUCGGCUCCACUUCCGAUCUUGACACGGCUGGUGGAGUGCCGCUUUUUCGGAGGUCGGUGGCAGAACUAUUGCGAGGAAAAAUCCCCCCUCCCCAUAUCGAUAAGGCACGCCUCAGAAAAUUUGUCAUGCUGAUUUGUGACCACAAAUCGCAUCUGUGAUGCAAGAAAGCAAUGCCACAGGCUCCGCCCCAUUAUGCAGGUGGUUCGUAAUGCUAUUGGGCCUACGGCAUGGACGUUCCCCAUGCUAGGCGCCUAGGCCAAAACCUCUCGACUCCGGCACGAUAUAGGCCUGCAGUCCUUUACUGCAAGACAAAGGCUAUUUGUGGCCACAAAUUAGCAUUACAAAUUUCGUUUUUGAUAUGGGGAGGGGGGAUUUUUGCUCAUGAUGAGAAACGGUCGACUCAGCCAUGAGUCCGGCGGGGAGUGAUCGGUUUCUAGGUGGAGCAGAGGGGAACAACAAAACGCCGAUUCAUUUUCAUGAUCCAGGGGCAGCACGAAUGACAGCCACAGGAGCCCCAAUGACCACAGGUUCGAAACUUGUUGACCUUGCAGGAGGCGUAGGUGCGGCUAGUAGCGAUGACGAGGAGUUGAUCGUUGACGAAUCCACUGCCACUUCUGCCGGGGGUGGCGGACCUACACCGCAGAGCUUAGGAGCAACCACUACCGGAGCGGCAGCAGCUGAUACAGUAGAACAGAACUACGCAGCAGAAGGACGAGAAACAAAAGACCGCGUCAAGGACCACGACGAGGAUCAUGAUCUUCCCAGUACGAUGAAGAACAAUCUCUCAAAAUCUUCCAAAGCGCCGUCCUCCCUCGACCGCAGCAUCGCCGAAUUAGGGUUGCAGGAUUCGCCACUUGCUUCGCCAGAAGAUGAAAGUUUGGAAAAAGCAAAAGGAAAAAGUGACCACCAGGGUGCGUCCUCCUCGAGCGGGGCAAGUACUAGCAGUCCGAGUGGACCACGAGCGAAGGGACUGCUUCCACCCGAUGAAAAGGAAAACGACUCGUCAAAUAAGUCAAUAAAAAAUGACAACGCAGCUUCUACGUGGUCAAGAACACCACCGCAGACGGUAACCGGAGGUCCACCAGAUCCAGACAACGGGACAGGUGCACCAGCAGGAGGAGCUUCUUCUAUCGCAAAAACCCCUCUAUUGGUGAUUAACGACGAGCUGGAUGCGUUGUUGAGCGGAAAAACCAACAACCUCUUGCAGCAAAACCCUCACUAUCCUGUGCAAAAGUAUCGUACUCGUAUUGCAUAAUCAUGCAUUACAAAUCUUUUUGUUGAGGUAGAUCAGCAUUAGAAAUUUUAUUUGUCAUGCUGAGGAAAUUUGUAAUGCAGCAUUGAUACGAGUGCGAUACAUGUGCAAGUCAUACCUACUCCCCGAACGCGGUGCUGAUGCGGGAAGAGGAAGACGGAAUUUCCCCGGCCAAGGAGCAAGACGGAAAAAUAACUGCACAGGACCGAGAUCAGUCGCAUAACUCCAAGAACAGCAGCAAGAAUAAUUCAUCCGGUAAUGAUGUCAGAACUAGAACAAGCAACAGCAAGUCGAAGUUGAAAGCAUUGCGCGAUCAGAGCAAAUUCGCGUUUGAAGAGAUGAUGAAGCGGAUGACGGAGGUGAUAUGGCGUAGUUCUCAAGCGUUACAUUCUCAGCUGCUGCAUGGAGGUUUGUCAUGCAAGAUUACAAUCAGAAUCGGCACGAUCAAGCUGCUUCGCAUGACAAACUGCCGAGAGGCCAACCAGGCGGAAAAUCUGUGCCAAAUCUGUCAUGCAACACGCACAAGGUCAUCCCCCUCACUUUUAUUGCCAUUCAUUCUUGCGUCACAAAUUCGUGUAACAGUUGAGAGCGUAACAGUUGAGAACGCCAUAAGUGAGAGCGGAAUCUGAUCGGAAAGUUAAGGAAGCGCAGGACAAGUUGGAAGUGCAAACGAAAAGCUUGAUGGGAAAGGUAUGGAAGAAUUAUUUAAAAUUUUUUGCUCUCACUUUAUCAAAGUCGUUUCUAUGCUGUGACUUUUUGGAAGUGGGUAUUAACGAAAUUGGCGAAAAUUUCAAUUUUGUUUUUAUUCUCGAGAGUGUGCUGAUUUUUACUUUCAUUAUCACGGGGAUGCGUACCGUCCACCUUUUGCAGCCAUCACGCAAAGAUGCAAUAAUUGGUCACUUUUGUCAAUGUUUCGGGUUGAUUAAGAUUUUAUUGUUUGUGAUUUGAAGUGUUUAUGAAUGUUCAUGAACGAGUGCAAAAUUACAAGUUUCUAAUACAUAGUACUACAGCGAGUUGCUAUCAAAAAAACAAUUUUCUAAUCGCAGGUGUCGCACCUCGAGGAGCAGCGUGACGUGCUCCAAGUCCGGAACCAAACCGUGGAAGAAGAAUUGAAGCAAAUGAUUAUUUGAAGAAAAAUCUGCCCUCCUCAUAUCGAAAAGGAAAUUUGUGAUGCUGAUUUUUGGCCGCAGAUCAGCUUUGUGUUGCGUACAAGGCAGACGGCACCCAUGUGGCGCAUUGUAGAGCUAGUCUGUCGCGCGUUUUCAUCCCAUAUGUCGGACUAGUUUCUCAUGCUCAGCGGCUAUCCGGAUGCGUAGUAUCCAAAAGGGCUUAGAACAAAACGCCGACAAGCUCUUGCUGCAAUACAAAGUUCAUUUGUGUACACAAAUCCAGCAACACAAAUUGUCUUCUGAACAUCAUGGGGUGGGGGCUUUUUUCACUUUGAUAAUGAUCGCGACCAACACGACAAAUUCGAUCGAGUUGAAGAACCUCCAAAACCUCUUCAACGCCCAAAAACAAGAGGCGGACGAGUACAGGAGAAAGGCUGGGAUAAUGUCGUUAACCGCAACGUUGACAGCGUGUUCCUACCCGAUUUGCCACAACGAUACCAUCAAACAAACCACCUUCCAAGAACUCCGGAUUCAGUUGCUACAGAAAAAAAUCGCUUCACUUCAAAACAAGAAACAGAGGGAAGAGGAGGAUGACCAGAAGCAGGCGUUAUUGUUCAAAGCCUGCAAAGCAGAGCUGAAGCAACUGGGAUACGACAUUUCUGGGAAAUUACCCCUGGUGUUGUUGGACGAGGACGAUGGUAGCAGCACGACAGCUUCCAGCCCGACAAACGCAAGCGGCUUGAUGUCUGGCCAGACAUUGUUCCCAGACGAGGAACCAGCAAGCGCUUCUAACGAAACUGUACGAACUGCAAAAGCAUCGUACUAGUAUAAAUUGCAAUACAAAUGCAAAUCAGCUCAGCAUUACAAAUUAAAUUUGUAAUGCGGAUUUGCCUUAAGAAAGUCAAAGAUUUGCAAUGCAUAAAAGCAAUUAGUACGCGUACGAUACUUUUGCACAGGAUAGACUGAAGACGAAGCUGACAAAGUCGGUGACGCGUCCAGAUAUCGACUGGACGACACGGGACUGGAGGCGGUCGAGGAAAUGCUAAAAUUUGACCAGAUGGGAAUAAAUAGUAGAAGUGUCUUCAUCUCUACUCUUGCGGACCCACCACCUCCUUCUCCCUCUGCACAACUAAUGGACGAUGACGACACUGAAAAGGGCUUGAAUUCUACUUCCAGCCCACGAGGAAUAGAUCAUGCGUCCUCGUCUUCACAGCAAGUAUCAAAGCCUUCCUUCCUCGACACCGUGCUCAAACUCGGCACCGACACCGCUGGGGAUUGCAACUUUAUCGCAACCGAGAUUGCAGUAUCAAAUGUAAAAAUGUCUGGGUCUGGAAACUUGUGAUGCUAGGCGGCAUAUCAUGAGGAAGCCACAGGUGCUGGCUCAGCAUGAGAAGUUUCUGAGCUUCUCGGUGUUGCGUAUUCUACAUGACAAACUGCGUUUCUGCAUGACAGAAAAGUGGCGCUCUUGGGUAACGUGCAUGACAGAUUUGAGAGUCAUGCCAGACACGCAUGACAAACAUGGACGCUUCCAGACGCAGACAUUUUUACAUUUGAUAUGCAGAAACCCUAUCCGCCAUGAAAAUCGGCGUGAGUGAGAUUCCGACCAUUCUCUUCCCUCUAGAGUACAAACGCUCGAAUAUCCUGUGUAAAAAAGUCCCCACCCCAGAGUUGUCAUGCAGAUUUGCGAUUACAGGAAGAUUUGUAAUGCGCAUCUCCAUGACGAGAGCGACGCAGUUCCAAUUGCGUUUUGGAAUUUUGUAAUGCUGUAAACAGGAUAAGCAGAUGGAUUUGUGAUGCGGUUGUCCUUGCUAACAUGCACUACACCAAGGACGGACUGCAACUUGUCAUGCCUGGCUCCCAAAACUUCUGGAUUUGUGUUGCUAAGUUUCCAACUUGACUAUGGGUCGGGGACGUUUUUACAUAUGAUAUCGAAAAAGUUCCGGCUGUUUCAGAAAGGCAUGUUGAAAUCCGUCCUCUACUUGGAAAAAUCCUCUUCGUUUUUGCUCGAUUUAACGGUGUAUGGAUUGCAAAUAUGUCUGGGUCUGGAAGAAUGAGCAACUUGUCAUGCUCGGCGAGCAUGAUCCUCAAGCCUGUCAUGUUGCACGUCACCCAAAAAUAGCCUCAUUUUUCUCUCAUGCAAAUAAAGUGCAGUUUCUCAUGCAGAAUACACAACACCAAGCACCUCAGAAACUUGUCAUGCUAGAGCGCCAAUUGGAAUUGUGGCGUCCUCAAGAUUCGCCAACCAGCAUCACAAGUUUCCAGAGUCUGACAUAUUUGCAAGGCAUACGGUGCGGAUCGCGCGGUGCUUGGAGGAAUAUGACUUGCCCAAACGUUACAAUCUCAACCGUUACAAUAGAAUCUGGACGAAUUUGUGUUGCAUGAUGAGCAUGACAGGCUCACACAGCGAUCCACCUUUUGCAAUACAAAUUUCGUCAGAGUGUCGUGGGGUUUAGGGCUCCGGAACUUGUCAUGCGCAAUCCUAUGAGACUUGGCUAGAUCAUGCCGUCUUGCAUCACAGAUUUCUAUAUUCUAUUGUAACGUUUGAGAUUGUAACACCUGAGCGGGCUAUAAGGAAUCGGGGAAGUUUCUCGGGUUGCAGAAACUGUGCAGAUUCGUGGAGGACUACUGCUACCGGUCCGUUUUUACGUUCGGGAAAAGGGAAAGAUCACGGUUUUCCGAAUUCGCGAAGGAAGAAUUUGCGCGGAAAUACGAGGUAUCAAAUGCAAAAAUGUCUGGAUCUGGAAACUUGUGUUGCUGAUACUUGCAUUGCAAACUUGCUGCUUGUACAGCAUAACAGCAUGAGAAAUUGUUUCCCUCGGCAUUCCUUGCGGAUUCAUUUUUCGUGUUUAGCAUUACAAACUGCGCCAUCCAGCAUGACAAAAAACCUGGCCAAUGGUAUUCAUGCAUUACAGAUCUUGUUGUCCUUGAAGUCCUGCAUCACAAAUCCAGACAUAUUUGCAAUGCAUACGAGGACGCACUCCAGUUGGCGGAUGAGGAAGGGAACAACGCGUAUGAGCUGAAGAAAAAGGUAAAGGAGCUGGUACCCUGUGUAAAAACGACGUCACCACGAGGACCCCAUAGUCAAGUUGGAAAAUCUGCAACAUAAAUCUGUGUACCGCUACCGCCCUUCUGUUUAGCAUGACAACUCUGGGGUCCUCGUGGGGACGUUUUUUCUUAGGAUAGCUGGAGGAAAAGAUUCAAGAGAUGGCGCGCAAGGAAGUGGAACAACAGAAAAAUCUUUCAUCUGCAGUUUCAGCAUCUUCAAUGCCAGGGCCUACUUCGUCGCAACAAGAUUUAGCCAGCACGAACCUCCCAAACACUUCGACAACGCCAGCAGGACCAGGUCCGCCGCGAAGUAGUAAAGGUGCUGGCGGUGGUCCUGGGAAAAAUAAGGGCUCGACAACAACUCCGAAGCCAUUCAUGAGUUUGAAAGAGUUGCAUGAGAAACUGAACUAUGAACUGCAAAAGUAUCGUACUCGUAUAAAUGCAUAUACAAAUUUCCUCAGCGUGAGAAAUAAAAUUUGUGAUGCGGAUUUACCAUAAGCAAAAGACUCGUAUAAUGCAUGAUUGCAAUACGAGUGCGAUGCUUAUGCUUUUGCGCUGGAUAUGAACCAAGUCGAAGCGGAGGCGGUGCAGGAAGCGAAUUCGCCACAGUAUUGUGAGGCAAACUCCCCCCUCCCCAUAUCAAAACGAAGCUUCUGAUGCUGGAUUUGCGUACAGAAAUCCGAUCUCUCUUGCAGAAACUGCUUCGCGGCAUUUUCUGAGCCUGUUUCGGUAUGCAGAAGGCUAGCAAUUGCGCAUGGCAAACAGGUUCGCAGUAGUCGAAAGCGCAUGUCAGACUUGCUCUGGAGUGCGUCAAACGGCUCUUCUGGCCCUAUACGCUUGACGAAGAUGAUUUGUGACCACACAUCAGCAACACAAAUUUCCGUUUUGAUAUGGGGAGGGGGGAUUUUUCAUUUUGAUACACAGAAAGUUGAGCUGAUAGGAGAAGGACAACUAGUAUAUCUGGAACAAGCAAAUUCUGAGGCAACAGCCUCUACAUCUGCACUGCAAGACUCAUCUGCACAACUGCAAGGUCCAUCUGCACAACUGCAAGAUCCAUCUUCUGCAACAGCUCCGGUGAACACGAAAGGAGCGAAAGCAACAGUGGUCGUUCCAGGGAUCAAAGGGAAAGGAAAGAAAGCCGCACCACCGCCGGUGCCUGGGUCUGUAGCGCCAGUUGCGACUUUUUCAGGUACCAAGGGGAACGGAGAUGAUGAUGUCGUUUCUGCUAAUAGCAGCACGACAAGUGGCGCACCACCUGGCAAAGGGGGCAAGGCCGCUCUAUGGCGUUCUCAAACGUUACAUUCUCAGCUGUUGCAUGGAUUUGUCAUGCAAAUUUGCUAUCACCCUCCACACAAUCAGGCUACUUAGCAUGACAAACUCGCUGCAGUACGCUUAACAACAGGUACAUCCGUUCCAAAUUUGUAAUGCCAAGCGUGCAAAAAUCUUUCCGCUUGGACAUUUACUAUUCUUGCAACACAAAUUUAUGUAACGGUUGAGAAUUAUAUAACAUUUGAGAAGGCCAUACCCUCCUCCGCCAGUGCCAGGAUCAUCGUCGGGGCAAGCCGCAUAUGGAUUGCAAAUAUGUCUGGGUCUGGAACGUUGCAACUUGUGAUGCUGUGUUUGGAUUCCAAAAAAAAAUUGUAUUGCAUUACCAGCAACAGGUGUCCAGUUCUUGCUACGUGGAGGGGGCAUUUCUCAUGCGGAAUAGGCAUCAGGAAUCCCUGCUCUAAAAGUCUGUGAUGCAAGGUCGUGCAUUACAGGCAUUCUGGGUCAUGCAAAAUAUGCAUGACAAACCUGGCAAUCUUCCAGACCCAGACACUUUUACAUUUGAUACCGCAGUACCACCUGCACCUAAAGGAGCAGCACCGCCGGCGCCAGUUCUGGCAAAAGGGGCUCCUCCUCCGGUACCUGGCGGGAAAGUAGGCGGUGCGCUGCCAAUACCUGGGGGGAAAGGAGCAGCACCCCCACCAAUACCUGCAGGGACGAACAAAGGCGGAGCAGCACCCCCACCUCCCGCUCCCGGCAAAGGCGCAGCACCACCCGCAAAAGGCGGCGCUGGUGCGCCACCUCCUGCAAAAGGCGCCGCUGCACCACCAGGGAAAGGCGCAGCUGCACCACCCGGCGGUCUGAAAGGCGCCGCUGCACCGGGGAAAGGAGGAGUUAAAGCCGCCGCCGUAUGGGCGGGUACUCAAACGUUACGUUGUUUGCUGUAAUGCGUGACUUGUCAGGCAAAAUUUAAAUACCAUCAGCAUCCACACGACCAAGCUGCUAGUUCGCAUGACAAAUUCUUGAAGGCGGGCUAAAAAGAAAAACAUCAUGGCAAAAAAAUAUGCGCCGAAAUUGUAAAUGGAAGAGCUGCUCUAGUAGGUUUUCUCCCACCUUUUGCUUUUGCUAUUCAUUCUUGCGUGACAAAUCCAUGUAGCCAGGAACUGACAGGGUAACGCUUGAGAACCACUUCAUACGCCGGUGGGAAAGGCAAGGGAAAGAAUCAGCCGCAAAUCGACAUUCCGCUGCAUGACGUCCCAGAACCACCGAAGGAGCACGUCGCGAAGGCCUUGCACUGGCAGAAACUAAUCCCGAAGCAGUACGAGAACAGUAUUUUCGCGAGGUUAACUUUACUGAAAGAGAACAAGAAGCCCCCGCCGCCAGGGGGGGAUCAACUUCUACAUCAUCCGGAGGAUAUCAUACAACCAGCAGGAAGAACACCCAGUAGCCCCUCCUCUGGGCCUAUCGUGAAAAAUAAAACCGCCGUCGCUGGUACUCCUCUCCCAAGCAGCAGCGCUCUUGCGUCCCCGCCACCCAGUUCGCAAAAACUGAUGCUGAAGAGCAGUCACAAUUUGACUACCGCUGCAGGAGGUGCUACCGCUUCGUCUUCUACGCGCCCCAACACGAAUUUCGCGAAGGUUUUACAGAAUCUUGGGAAAAACUGCCGCUUGCAGAAGAUCCAACAACACUUCUUCCAAAAGCCAGUCGCGAAAACAACUGCCGGCGGCGGGAAUAAAGACGGUGCUCCUGGUGGUGGUGGAGCUGCAGGUGGUAAAAAGGAAAAGAAGCUCACAACGUUAUUAGAAGACGGCGGGAAGGCGCAAAACAUUGAAAUUGCGUUGAAAUCAAGGAGUAUCACCGCGGAACAGGUGCGGAAACGGCUAUGCAUUUGAAAAGCAUCUUCGUGCGUAGGAGUAAUUCUAAUUGCAUCACAGAUUCGGAGGUCGUAAAAAGGGAUGAGAAGAUAAAAAUGCGUCAUGCAGUAUGAUCAGGUAAGAAGGAAAAAUCUGUCGUGCAUGAUUGCGAUUAAUACUACGAGUCUACGAUCAUACUUUUCCAGUGGAUAAAGGCUCGACGACUACGAUUUGAAAUCCAUGAACUUCGAGUCUCUGCAAAUCGUGAUCAGCAUGUACCCCACCACAGAGGAGAUUCAGCAGUUGAGGAGAUACGACGAGCUACUCGCAGCGCAGGAGAAAGACGAUCCGAACAACCCGCUGCCCCCCCUCCGCGGCGCGGAAGACUUUCUGAUGGGAAUUCUCAAGAUCCAGCAUUUCAAGCAGAAAACGGACUGCGUUUCCUACGUGGAGCUGUUUCCGAAGUCGUUUGAAGAAACGGAGAAGGAAGCAGGUUUGUUGGAAAGCUGCUCGGUGAAGAUAUUGAAUUCGCAGGCACUGCAGGUGGUUUUCUUUCUCAUUAUGCAGAUCGGGAAUUUUUUGAACUACGGAACGGCCAAAGGGUCCGCUUUCGGCUUCUCGCUGGACACAUUAGACAAAUUCGGGCAAAUAUCCAAGGAAAAAACUGUGCAGGUGUAAUUUUCUACUUAGAGGAAUAGCAUCACAAGUUUGAUGCUCUGCAUGACACAGAAAGCCUGUCAUGCGUAUCCAGUACCUGAAAACAGAACACGAAGGAAAGAGCCUCUGAUGCAAAUCCAGCAUGACAAGUAUAGCAGUUUUACACUUUCUGCAUCACAGACUUACACUCACAUAGCUUUUUUCUUGCAUAGCAAACGGCCAGCUUUUCCGCGAAGGACUACACGCUAGCGCACGCGCUCUGUGUAUCAAAUGCAAAUAUGUCUGGGAGGUCUGGAAUAGUGUGAUGCUGUUUGUGCAUGACACAGAAGGUCUAGCAUGCAAGUCCUAGCAACACAGGUUUUGUGCAGGUUAGGCGAUGCCUAUAUCCGCAUGACAAGUUCCCUCCUUUGGUGGCAAUAAGUGAGCAACUUUUAGUGCAGUCCAUGCAUGACAGAUUUUUUUUCUGGUCUCAAAUGUGCAUCAGAAGUUUACACGUUUCCAGACCCAGACACUUUUGCAUUUGAUAUUGUGAGGAACUGUGGAAUGAGAGUAGGGAUUCGCUGAAGCAGUUUUUAGAGGAUUUGAAGGAGUGCGAAGUUGCCGGGAGAGUGGAUUUCGCGGACUGUAAAAAGAGGGCGAAGGAUUUAGAACAGCAUAUCCCACAGAAAAAAGCAGGCAGGGCAGAUUUGUAAUGCAAAAAAAAAGACACAAAAAAAUCUAUCAUGGGCGGCCCCCUAGCAUGCUGCUUCGAAUAUGGAAUGCGGAUUUUCUUGUGUAUCUAUUUUUGCAUUACACCCUGCCUGCUUUUUUCUGUGUAAUACAGCAGGUGGAAUACGUGCGGAAAACGGUCGGCGUGAAGGUAAAAAUCUGUAUUGAAUGCUACUUAUGUGAUUUUUUGCGAUUGCGCAUGAUGCGCACGACAAACUAGAAGAUGGUUUUGGAGCCCAAUUGAUGCGAACGCGCACGCCAACCUAGACGACGUCUCUAGUACGUUCUUUCCAACUUCGAUUUGUAUUUCUGCAGCAAAACAGAAACAUCCAUGUCGAUAAUAUCAGCUUCCGGACGAAGACGCAGCUGACGGCAGUACUACAGUUGCAGAAGGGAAACCAACCAGCACAACAGCGACUAUCACCCCGCUUUUCUACCCUGAGUAAAAUAACCAUCCCCACACCAGAGGCAAGAUGGGAAUUUUGCAACACAAACCUAGAACUUUUGGGGGUCACGCAUCACAAGUUGCAGUCCGUAGUGUAGUGCAGGUUCGCAAGGCCAGCUGCAUCAGAAAUCCAUCGGCUCAUCCUAUUUACAGCAUGACAUACAAGAAAGUACAAAAAACGACUAGGAACGUCUCUCCUGGCGAUGCGCAUUACAAAUGUUUCUGUCAUUGCAAACUGCAUGACAACUAUGGUGCGGGGACGUUUUUACUCAGGAUAUCUUCGGCUCCGCCUUCACAAAGGGGAUGGAGGAAUUUGUCAUCAACGAAAAGAAAAGGGUAUAUGCAUGGCAAAUAUGUCUGGGUCUGCAAAUUUGUAAUGCUAAAAAUGUAAUGCUAAUAUUGAUAUUCGCACUGCAAUGCGCAGCCAAGCAUGACAAAUUUUUGGGCUGCUAGGUGUUGCGUAUUCCGCAUGACAAACGUGAGUUCUUUCAUGACAGGCAAGACGUCCUUUUCGUGCUCACGCAUCACAGAUUUGAGAUGAGUCAUGCCCGACAAGCAUGACAAUUUUGCAUUCAUUCUUCUAGACCCAGACAUAUUUGCACUUGACAGGGUAACGAAUUUGACCAAAAAGAUCGAGAAGUUAGAAAAAAAGCAAACGGAGUUAGUUUCCUUUCUCGCAGCGCGAAAUGGGACCGCAUUACAGGACUGUUUUUCCUUAUCCAAGGGAAAAAGAUUGCCGGUGUAACUUGAACUGUUUUAUUGGCGGAGCAGCACUUUUACAAAUCUGUCUGGCAGAUAGUUGUACGGGGAAAGGAAUAAGAAAGCAAAAACAUAAACAUGUUUGGAUCGUAGACCUUGCAGUACAACAUGACCAGCAUAACAGACGCAAAAAUCGUUCUGCGUGGUGCCUGUUAUCAGAAAGCUUUUAUACUUGCAAUUUUUUUUUGGCGGAUUUUGCACCCUCGCGAAGUUCCGAAAGUUGAUAGAGCAGUCCAUGCGGCAGAAUCAAGAAUAUCGUGAGGAAAAAUAUCCCUUCCCACUAUCGAAAAGGAAAUUUGCGAUGCUGCAUUUGCGUACACAAAUCGGGUUGUAUUGCUAGAAGAGCAAGGGACGCACUUGUGGCCUUGUUUGCAGGCAAUUUGUCAUGGUGUUUCCCACUUCCAGUCGCCCCCUGUCAUGCUGAAGACGCAAGGCUUUCCCACGACGCCAGCCAGCACUACAGUCCGCCGCUUUUGCCUUCUAGCAUGACAACACGACUUGUGGCCACGAAUCAUCGACGCAAAUUUCCAGUUUCUUGAGUAAUUUGGGGAGGGGGGAUUUAUCCUUUUGAUAAAGAAAGAAUUUUGAAGGAAAGGAAACGGCAACAGAUAUCCUGAGUAAAAACGUCCCCACACCAGAGUUGUAAUGCAGAUUUGCAAAGACGGGAAGACUUGUAAUGCGCAUCCCCAUGAGAGCCGUUUCCAAUCGUGUUUUGGAAUUUGUGAUGCUGUGAACAGGAUGAGCAGAUGAAUCUGUGAUGCGGCUGCACUUGCUAACCUGCACGACACUGCAGAGCGCAACUUGUCAUGCGUGACUCACAAAACUCCUAGGCUUGUGUUGCAAAAUCCCCAUCCUGACUCUGGUGUGGGUACGUUUUUACUCAGGAUAACAGAGAGAGGAGGAUGCGAGGAAGCUAUCCACAAAAAGAAAACUACACCCAUCCCCAUCCAAUUUGUCGUAUGGAAGUCAUGCAUUCAAUCCAGUGUAGUUCUUUGUCAUGCAGAAUAAAAAUGGAUGGGGAUCUUCAUGGGUGUGGUUUUUUCCUGGAUAGAAGCGGAUAGCAGAUAAAUUGAUGUCGGCGGUUGGGAAGGAAAAGGAGAAAGAAAAACAAGCGGAGACUACAGCACCCGUCGGGCCGAAAACUGUGGAAGAAUUUUGCAAUGUGGAGGGCAAGGCGAAAAUAUUAAACGGGCAAAACAAUGAUCCUGCUGGCACCACGCCGGAAACAACAGGAGCUGGUGCGGAAAAGGAACAGAAGAAAAAAACAACUAGUACCAGCGGGGGCGCGCUGGAUUUAUGCGAGUUGAGUUUUGGCGCUUACCAAGGAGAGCCAGAUACUGCUGCUGCUGCUGCUGGGAAGAAGCAACAACAAAAGAAGCCGCCAGAUAAACCUGCUAGUUCAACAAGUUCUCCGGAAGGACCGAAAGCUACAGCGAGCGAGGACCAGGCAGCAGCUGCAACAAUUGAAAGUAGUAAAUCAGAAGCUGCAAGAACCACCUGCCCUGCAGAAGUGGGAGCGCAAUCCCAAUCGGAAGCAGUGAGUAAUAAUGAAGUAGACCCCGCCUCUACUACUUCUACCUCUCUGGACAAAUCAAAAUCUGCGCCUGCAGCCCCGGAAGUUGUAAAACUGAAGCCGACGAACCACCCCCACCCGAAGUCAAGAGAACCGCCAGACGGAGCACCGCCAGAGGAUUCCCCCUCCCUAACGAAAUCGCAGAUCCGAAAAGCCAGCAGCACCAUUGUGGUCGGCGGCGAGCGAAAACGGGUCAGUACGCUGUUGCGAACCAGCAGGACAAGCAACCAGUACAGCUCUUCUUCGUCGGAGGAGGAGAGGGAGGACGUGUCCUCGCCGGUCACGUAGCAGUCGGCAAUGCUGACUAAAGAUAGUGCAGCCAAGUAUAAUUCAGCUUUUAAUGCUAGGUUUCGUUUUCAAAAGACCGUCAAUAAAUCUAACGAGUUGAAUGAUUAUUUUCAUCGUCAUCCUUGCGGCAGCGCCAGCGGCACGGAUGUUCUUGUUGUUUUUCAUUGCACGAUCGAAAGAUCAAGGGUUUUCCACAAUUUAAGUGAAAUCUAACGAAACGGAAGCGACGCAUUUCGGAGCUCGCUCUUCUUGAGAACAAAGGGCUGUAGUGCUCUGCAACCACAAACACCAUUUUCAAUAUAUUCGCGAAUACAGCAAUAGUGAGGUAACCUCGCUAAAUUUGCAGCAUUGCUCAACAGGAAGAACAAGAUUUUU